Molecule: messenger RNA, 3577 nt
Organism: Fundulus heteroclitus (mummichog)
Lineage: Eukaryota; Metazoa; Chordata; Actinopteri; Cyprinodontiformes; Fundulidae
Gene: mgme1
Product: mitochondrial genome maintenance exonuclease 1
Exons: 5
Coding region: 257-1309 (350 amino acids)
Biological process (GO): mitochondrial DNA replication
Cellular component (GO): mitochondrion
Molecular function (GO): single-stranded DNA exodeoxyribonuclease activity
Source: RefSeq, a predicted model, not a curated record
ACGGCCAUGCGAAAGGCCCAACAGAACUUCAUUUCCCAUCUACACGUUCUUGUGCCACCAAGAAGGCGCGUCGUUUAGAAACACGACUGUUUCCUGGAGCGAGUUAGCUGGAACAUGCCGGGGCAAGUACCCAGGCUGAACAAGUGCUAAACUUUGAUUUGAAACUAUUUAAAACGCCGAAACUACCAGAAACAUACGUCGUUUGGUAGCUGAUAGCGUCAUUUUCUCUGCGACUGUUUGUGUUGAAGUUGCAAGAAUGUUCGUUUUGAGCCGCGUUUUGUUUGCUGGGAGCGUCAUGGUCCCUGAAUGCACCUCCCUCACUGCGUGCCACUUCUCUGCUGUCCACCGCCUGUCAUCCCCCAGGAGAAACAGUCCCUACAGCUCCGUGGACAGCGAGCGCUACUCUUCUCUGGUGAAAUCCGUCAUGUCUUCCAAAGUCAGCGCUCAGACCCCGGAGAGUCUCCAGGCGGAAGACGACCAGGUCUAUGGACCCGUUGUCAAAGCCCAGACGCCUUCACGGACCGAGCCGAGGCUCCCCAAAACCCUUCACCCUUUCUUAAAUCCUGAGCGGGCUGCAGAGGCGGAGGAGCCGGAUGCGGGACCACCGGCCCGGAUCUUGUUGAAUCGGGGACGGGGUCGGUCGUCUACCCCGAGUGUGUCUCGCAUUCUUCAGCAGACACUUUCUCCAGAGCAGAUCUUCUACCUGGAGAGAUGGAAGAGGAGGAUGAUCGCUGAACUGGGGGAGCUGGGCUUCAAGGAGUACAGUCAGAAUAUAUUUAGACAGGGGAAGGUUUUCCACUCGGCUCUGGAGGACAUUCUGACCUCGGCUGAAACACUGAGGGACAGGAAUCUGUCAGAGGCCCCGGAGUGUCCUGCGGAAGCACAAGGAUACAUCCAGAGCGUCUCUCAUAUACUGGAGGACGUCAGGGCGGUGAGGGCCGUUGAAAGCACCGUGCAGCACGCCGCCCUGAAUUACCUGGGAAUUGUGGACUGCGUCGCUCGCUACAGGGGUGUGCUGUGUGUUAUCGACUGGAAGACCUCGGAAAAACCCAAACCGUUUUUGAGCAACACCUAUGACAACCCUCUUCAAGUAGCAGCAUAUGCCGGGGCUCUGAACAGUGACGACAACUACAAAUACCAGGUUGAAAAUGGGCUCAUAGUCGUCGCCUACAAAGAUGGCUCGCCUGCUCACGCUCACCAGAUAAACUCAGAGCUGAUGUCAGAGUACUGGAAAACUUGGUUGUUGCGUCUUGAGGAAUUCAAAGAACUCGGAUCAAGUGCUUCAUCAGAUACGUCUCCUGUAAAGUGAGCCGUGUCAAGAGAUCUGCGCUGACAAAGACCCAGCUUAAAAACUGCAGCCUGAAAUAGAAACUAACAAAAGGGGAAUGUUAUCUGUUUAUGCUCGGCUCUCCUGUCGCUUGUUGUUUUUAAAAAGACAACUCGCACACAUAUUUCAAUCAUAACAGGGUUUCCCCCGCCGUAUUAUAAACCUGACACGCUAGCUGUUGUUAGCUCGACGCACACUACGUUCACGCUGCACUCCUCCUUCGAGUUGCAUGACACGAAGCUCCUGGUGCUUCCACCGUUCUGCAAAACCCAAAUACCCUGACGCCCGCACCUCCUGCAACUCAACACGAUACCUACCGCGAAGAUUACCCCAUUUUCUGGGGGAAAACCCUGCAUAAUUUUAUGAAUUAGAAUUUUUUGGUUAUUUAUAAGCUUAGUUUUUGUCAUUGGAACAUUUAAAAAUUGAAUUCGGACCACGUUGCUCUAUAUGAGGGAUCCUCGGAGAAGCCCAUGCUUUUAAAGAGCUGGUAGGAGACCAGGUUCUCCUCCUCUAUGAAGCAGAACACCGGGUAGCCGUGACCAAAGAACUUCUUAGCCAUGCUGCUGAUCAGGACUUUAGCGUAGCCUUUCCCUCUGUGCUCUGGCAAAGUGUACAACACUCCUAUGGCGCCGGACACAUAGGUCAGAAUCCAGGAGACGGGCUUUCCUUCGGCAUCCAGCACGCAGCAGGACGGGAAGUUGCGAGCCAUGUUGCGGAUCAUCCCGACGACCUCCCGGUUCCUUGCGAACUUCCACGUCCGGGUCACCAAGUCGACGUGGGAUUCGUCCAGGGACUUGAGGCAGAUCCCUGAGCUGACGCAAAGCAGAGGAAAGGAACAUUUCAGAUAAUGUUUAUGUUCUGGUCAUAAGAUGUUAUUCUUAUUAUUAGUUAUAAUUUGCUGGAACCAGUUUGUUUUUUUGUAACUGUGCUGUGUGUAGUAAGCCGUACCAGUCUACUCUGCGAAGCUUGGAUGCAUCAUCCAGCAUCAUCCUGUGACAAACUGCCUGUAUGUUGCUGGGAACGUUUUUUUCUGAUGCAACUGCUUUGACGAUCUCCAUGUUGGGAAGACUGCUCCCUUGAACACAAGCAAUCACAGUUUACACGACAAACCUUUUUUUUUUUUUUUUUUUUUUUUUUUGCAUUACCAGUAAAAUUCAUAUAAAAUCUGUCGUGCAGGGCCACAAAUGUCCCUGUGGUUUUACUGGGAUUUUAUAUAACAGACCAAAACAAAGUAGUGGAUUGUUACGACCUGGAAGUCCUCAAUCAUUUUACAAAAAAAGAAAAUUGAGCCAUGCAUCUGUAAUAAGCCCCUUGUAGUCUGACACUCCUAAACAAAACAUCUACAGAAGUCACCUAAUCAGUAAACAGUGCCCACCUUUUGUGUAAGACGGGUGAGGAAUACAGUAGAGUGUGACACAGCUGCCAGGAGGAUGUGCUCUGGUCAGAUGAGGCCAAUAUUUUAAUAUUUUUAGUAAGGGAUUGCUGCAAAGCCAUGGACAAUGCAGACGACUGUCCAUUGUGGCUCUACGCUCUUUCAGGAGGAGUGAAUGCUGCUUGUUGAGACUUGAUGCAAUCUGCUGGGUUUCCUUAGAUAGAAGCUUUUUGACCAAUCUGUCUGGAGGAUAUAAUUAAAUUUGACCUAGACAAUAUUUUACUCUUGAGUCUGCAUGUAAAACACUGUGUGGUGGAAAUCUAACACUGCAAUUGCAAAACAAAGAUAAUCAUAAUGAGGCAGAUAUUUCAGUCUAGAUUGACUAAGCUCAAAAAGCAUUGAUGUUUAUGGUUGUAAUGUGACGGGGUGUGAAUACUUUUGCUAGGCUUUCUAUAUCAGUACAGAAGGAAGUUGUUACUGUGACUGCACUGCAUGACAAUGACGACGUGAAAAGGAGGCACAAGCAGAAUGUGGGGGGGAAAAAACUGCAUCUGUGUGCAGAUUUCCCUCAUGGGACAAAAGUAAGAAACAUCUGGUUCUGUUUUUUUUUUUUUUUUUUAAAGGCAGCACUGCCCUGCGGAUGCACUGGUCCUGGCUGUUCUGUACAUGUGGAGCAUUCCUGCAUAAAUAUGAAAAGGCUUGUUGAAGCGGACCGACUGUAGAACUUGUUAAUGUUUUUUUUUAUGUUUUAAGUUAUAGCACGUCAUCAGGAUUCAACUGUCUGUCUUUGUGACCAACAGGGAUGCCAUGUUUUCCUGUCUGUGAAUGAUUUAAAGAGGACUUUGGACACGAUGACAAUAAAAUUCUAACUAAAGUGA